AUGAGCACAACAAUAAGAAGAUUAGGAUUUCUGCGGUCUGUGCGGCGGUACAGUGGGACCUCUGGGUGUGCUGAUAUUGGUAACAAUGGAAAGAUGAGUACUGAAAAUAUCCGUCGUGUGAAUUUGGGAUGUACGAUAACAUACUUGCAGUCAAAUGUCCCACAUCUUCUACAAACUUCUUUACAUGAACCGAGACUAAGCAAAGACAUAGAGUUGAAGAUUAUGCCUAUUACCCAUCCGUACUUGCCAAGCUUCUCCGGAAUAACGAAGUAUUAUGCUGUCUGGAAUAGCAUACGGUUCUUAUUGAACACUUUUGCAUUCUCAGUUGAAAACAGGGUACGUAUUAAAAGCCUUGACGUUGAGAAGCAUGAAGUAAUUAUGAGAUGGGAAACCCAUCCCUUGGCUGCAGAUAAUCUAGGGAGUAUCAAGAAAGCUGAGUCAGAGACGAAAAUUUCAGGGAUCUUUAUCUUUGGUUUGAAUGAGAACUGUGAUAAGAUUACGAGUCAUCUAAUAGAUGAUGUCGAAAUAAUCGAAAAAGAUAAAAAGAUAGAUUUUAGUUCAAAGGUUCAAAAUGGUGCAAUCGCCUACUUCAAGACAUGGUCAGGACCAUGA
Messenger RNA from Kluyveromyces lactis, 612 nucleotides. RefSeq names its product Mco32p (gene MCO32). The transcript has a single exon. NCBI's taxonomy places the organism in Eukaryota, Fungi, Ascomycota, Saccharomycetes, Saccharomycetales, Saccharomycetaceae. The record is from RefSeq and is a predicted model, not a curated record. The coding region runs from base 1 to 612 and encodes 203 amino acids.